UGAAUGGCCUACACCAGCGUGAUUGUUGUCUCAUUGGAAACUUGUUCGAGUGCUCCGUGUGUCCGAUACUUGGCAACUUUGGUUCUAUUCGGUCUUCUAGAGAGAAAUUGAUUUUCAAGAAAAUUUAAAUUUUCAUAUUGAGGGAGCAGGGAGCUCAAAGUUAACAGCAAGUAUGACGGAAUCAUUUCAGAGGCCACGUCCGGAGUUUCAAACAAUUAUCAUGAGCGAUGCAAAUGGCGGAGGCAACUCUAUGCAACAGAUUUUGCAUGAACAACGAUUGAGACAAAUGAAAUUUCCACCAAUGCAUGGUCGACGCGACGUCGACAGCUUCCAAUACCCUAGAAAUCCCGCGUUUGUGAAGUAUCACGACGAUACGCUGGCUCCACUUCGCGACGAUGUCCCAAUCUUGGACCCGACGUCGGGAUUUAUAUCCGCUGGCGGAGACGUGGAUCGUUUGACAGGAGUCGCCAAACUGCCAACCAUGCAACAAAUCGACAACCCACCAAAUCAGGUUGUACCUUCGGAUCCACUCGGCAAGACGUCGAUUGAAGUGAGAGAAUCCAAGACCGGUCUGGACUCGAGGAAGCGAACGCCAGCCGAAGCCGUGAUGCCGAAACCACCUUACACAGCACCCCCUUACCACCAUCAUAUCACCGACCCUGGGCCGUGGUGUGGUCGGAAAAUCAACGACGCCUGGGUACGAGCCCAGCUUGGUGGUUGGACUAGUGAUAGAGAUCCCAGGGAAGUUGCCAAGGAGCAAGCACAAAGACAAAAACAUUUUGAUCAGCUUCAACAAAAUCAUAGAAAUGUAUUAAGCCAGUCACUACAAGAGGAUGGCCAGGACUGGAGGAACAAACUAGCUUUAAGAUAUAGGUAUACAUCAUCCACUCAGAGGGCUUAUGACGAUGUUGACUGGGACUCGAUGCUGGCACCAAAAGUGAAACCACCACAGGCAACAUUAGAACGUCAACCAGAUAUGGUGUCUCAUCGGUUUACGAUUAACAAACGAUAUGCAGCUGAAGCAGAACCGUGGCAGAAUUUAGGCAGGUCUUGGGACUGGUUCCAAUUAAGAAAUGGCUAUCAUUUACAGAAACCAAUAGAAUUCUGCAGCCAUAGUAGGAAAGUGGACCAAAUUCCAGGAUACUGUGGUAGCAUAGGUGGUGAUGAUCCACAGGAAAAAGAUGAUCCUAAGAAGUUCUUUUUACCAACUACAGUACUUAGAACAAACCAACCUUGGUACUCUGAGACUGCACAUCGUCCAAACAUUCCUGGUUAUGCUGGAUGUACACAUUGGGAAAGUCGAAUUCCUGCCAACAGUGAAAUGCCAACUCCUCCUCCCCAGAGUACAGCAAGAGUUCAUGCGAGAUUACCAAUACCAGCCAAUUCAUCUCCACACAAACGGCUAUCACACAUGUCGAAGAUGGUGACACUUGUUCCACCAUGCAAUCCAUUCAACAAAAUAGACAGACAGGAAGUGACGACAUAGAAAACAAAUAUCUACCUGAAGAAGUAAUGUUCAAGCAGUAUUCAAACAGAAAGUGAUUUCAUAGAAAAGUUGUAACUUACAGGAAUUCAGUUUUCAUUUCAUCUGAAUGCAUUCAUGUUGUUUUUGUGAUUGAUUUUCCUUAUAUGGUCAAACACAGAGCAGUCCUGUGCCUAAGUGAUCUAAAUGCUGGUUUCUUAUUGGAUGAUUGGAGAGUGAAAGAAACUUAUCAUUGACAGAAGAAGAUUCAUUCUUAGAACUUAGAAAUACAUGGUGUAUGAUGUAUGAACGAUUUCUGCCUGCUGUAGUUACAAUGACUGUACUCUGUCCAGCUCAUCCUGCCAGGGAGAUGCCAGAAAAAUUACUGUACAUUAAA
Messenger RNA from Saccoglossus kowalevskii, 1859 nucleotides. Its product is annotated as protein SPMIP7-like. Lineage: Eukaryota; Metazoa; Hemichordata; Enteropneusta; Harrimaniidae. The record is from RefSeq and is a predicted model, not a curated record.